Dibothriocephalus latus is the source of this 2286-nucleotide messenger RNA. Lineage: Eukaryota; Metazoa; Platyhelminthes; Cestoda; Diphyllobothriidea; Diphyllobothriidae. The record is from the annotation of a GenBank genome assembly.
AUGUUCUCCUCUGAUGGUGGCAGCAUUCGAACUCAAAAAAUGCAGCAUCCUCACGUUAAUACCAACCUGAAGAUUACUACAAUAACGGAGGGACACACCUUUACCUGUCACCGACUGCUUCCUCCUUCUGCUAAGAAGCUAAAGCAGUCGUUGGAUAAAGCGAUUGAGGUAGAGGGAGGAGGAUUUAUCGAAAAUGCAAACAAACUGGAUGCAUCAGAUGAAAAGAGUUCCGGUUUUGAGGAGGGAAUGACGCACUUCACAACCUACUUUUCUGCCAAUCUGAGCAAUGGUGUCUGUCUAGCACGUACUUUUGACACUGGCAAUACAUCACCGGAAGCGGUCAAAGAUCCCUCAACAGCUGACUUUGAAAAAUCACAGGAGGCUUCGGGACCUAUAAUUGAACAGCACUUCAAAUUGAAUCUCAGCACGCCCGAGGGCUGUCAAAUGGAAUAUUCAGCUCUCCGACACAAGAACGUUGAGAAUGAUGAUGGUCUACAUCCCAGUGGUGUCCUUAGUACAUCAGCGAUGUUGGAGAUGUCGAAAAUGAGCGCUGAAUCUUCACCAUCAGUUCGGUCUUCUGUCAGACCGUCAGUGUACCACGAUAAGACCAUCGAGUUGUGCGGAGAUAACACUGUUGACAGGAGGUCCUCUGACGCGGAAAGAGAAGUCAAACGCAUCCUUCUUGGCAACGGUGUCGUCAUCCAGUUGUUGGAAAAAGUUGGUUUUGAGUCAUCCACUGGUGUCCGGAUCCUCUUUCCGGAUGGAAGUGUUGCAGAGACCGAAACGGUGCGCGCAGCACUAUACUUCUGCGAGAAUCCUCCAAAGUUCCCUGAAUUCACGAACACUCCGUUUGAGUCGUACACCAGCCACUUAAGCAUACCUCCCGUCAGUUCGGAAGCCAAUCCCGCAGAAACCCAUCGCAGAGCCUCUAGGAAGCAGUCUAACUGUGCUCUUAGUGUACGCCAAGCACAGAAGGUUUUGCAUAUUAUGCGACUUUUCGUCCUCCUUGCCCUUUCAGGCCGAUUGCCAUCAUCGACGUUUCUGGCGGAGGAUCCGGUGCCGAUGCAGACAAAGCUGCCUCGUAGUCUGGAGUCAAAGUUACCCCUAUGGCUGUUGACCCUUCAUUCGGGGGAGCGGUUCUGGGCCAAACUGGCCACCGGACCCCUGCCCAACCGAGAGGACUCGCAGGAUAAGACCACUGACCAAAGUAGCCAGGACGUCACUAGCACGAGUACCUGCAGACCGGCUGCGACCAAGUGGUUAAUAGAUGGCUGCACUUGCUUCCAUGUCCGACGCAUGUUCGAUCCCUCCACCGGACAGACCCUCUGCACCCGUUUCGUGGAUGAUCUUUUACGCGUGGAAAAGGGUCCCGAAGGGCGUGAGGGCGUCACGGUACAGCAUCUGGACGGAACCCGUCAGACCACCCUAUACUACACGAACGGCGAGGAUUCCAACUGUCAGGAAAAGAGCAGAUUCGUGCGGGUCGAAUGCCCUGGAUUCCCCGCGGUCGUCAUUAACCCGGCGAGGAACGAAAUGAAAGUUCUACUGGUCAGUGCUGAAGGCACCAGAGCUCUCGCCUUUGCAGACCCCCAAGGCUACUUCGCCUACAGGUGUGGAGAUAAGAGCGAGGUGCAGUUCCACCACAAUGGGAACGUCGUAUACAUGACACACGGAACCACCACCUCCGCAGAAAAUCACAUUUCCAAUUACGUAUUCUCGUUCCUCAAGUCGGAGAAUUUGCUCGAAGUGACUGAUUCUGAGAAUAACACAUUCUCGGUUGACAAUUUUGGCAAUUGUAAUGCUCUGUUGGAUGAUAAGGGGCAGUUCGUGGAGGCAGAUGCGCACCAAGGGCAAGGUGGCGUGACUCCACCCCUCUAUAAGGACGUUGUUAAUCGCCACCCGCAGGCCUUCCACUUCUUUUCAGUCUCUGCUGACGGGCAGACCAUCAUCGAGCAUAUCAGCCCAUACGAAUCCGCACGCUUACGCCGGGAUGCAGGGGAUUUUUUUACAGAGUUGUCCAGCAAGACCGUGGGAUUGCCUGAAAUAUCAGCAUCAGACUUCUCUUCCGAGAGUUGCGAUGCAUUUGCAAAUGAUUCUUUUGCAUCUGGGGCAGUAGCCAGAACUACUUUGAACUGCGCCAAAAUUCCUUUCUUGGUCAUCAUAAGUGCCUCAAGUUAUAAGUGUUGCUUUAUAAAUGUUUUUAUCAAACAGGCCAGUAAUUCAAAGAGUGUAAUAUCCGAGUGUAAUAUUCUUCCAAAAAUGCACUUUCUCCCUGAAGAAGUAUAA